AGCAGCUCCUGCAAAUCACACAGCUAGCAGAAUGGGUAGAGGCAGCUCGCUUGUAUUGGUUCUCUUGGUGAUCCUACUCCUCAACAACGACCACGCCUCAGCUGUAGAAACCUUAGCUUGGAAUGAUGCUGGCAGCACCACCACCACCACCAUGCCUCCGUGGGUGCAACCCAGGGACCGGCAGCUGUUGGACUUGACGGUCGGCGAUAUGCAGGUGGACAUGGUGGUUGCCAAGGACGCGAGCGGUCACUUCAGCACUGUCAGCGAGGCCCUGGAUGCAGCUCGGCCGGUGAGAGGGAAGAGGUACGUGAUAUACAUAAAGAGGGGAAUAUAUCGUGAGGAGGUGGUGAUAAGGAAGAACAACAUAGCGUUGAUUGGGGAUGGAAUCAAUGAGACGGUAAUCUCCGUCAACAAGAGUAGAAGUGGUGGCGGGUGGGCCUCGUAUGACACGGCCGUCGUUUAUGCCAAAGGCACAAUGCUCAUGGCGCGUGACCUCACCAUUGAGAAUACGGCGGGCAGGGAGGCGGGUGCAGCAGUGGCUCUCAGGUCAGACUCCAAACAUUCGGUGUUCUAUCGCUGCGAGUUCAAGGGAUAUGAGGACACGCUCCUCGCCGACUCCAAUCGCCAGUUCUACCGGGAAUGCAUUAUCUCCGGAACCGUGGACUUCACUUACGGCAAUGCUAAGGCCGUGUUCCAGGAGAGCCUUCUCCUUGCACGUGCCCCGCUGAAAGGAAAACACAAUGUUAUUACAGCCCAAGGCCGCGACGGUCCUGACGGUUCCUCAGGCUUCUCGUUCCAGAAUUGCAGGGUGACAUCACAUGAAGAUCUCAACGGUGCCGAGACGUACUUAGGUAGGCCGUGGAGGAACCAUUCCCAUGUGGUCUUCAUGCAGUCUUUCCUCGACGGCAUCGUGCAUCCCAGCGGAUGGGUUCCAUGGGACAAAGCAGACGGCAACGUCCCGCCUACAGUUUAUUACGGCGAGUUCGCGAACACAGGCCCUGGGGCAAACUUGAGCAAGCGUGUGCCCUGGCUCCACGUUAUGGACGCUGGUCAAGCUGAGCAUUGCACGGGGAAGCGAUUCAUCCGUGGGGACGAGUGGCUCAACGCCACCGGAGUCGCGUACCAGCCUGGGCUGUAGACGACUAGCUAGUACAAGCCGCACUCAAACACUUGUGUGCGUACGUGUCUAUCUGCAAGUGCAUGCGAUAAGUAUCCAAAUAAGAGUUGAGUGCAUAUAUAGGCCGGCCGGGCCUAGUACUGCCUUAACUAGGUCUCAGUCGACAUGCCUAUGCUAUGCAUGCAUGCAUGCUUAAUUGUGCCUCUGUGUGUGUAUGGGAAGGAACUGGGGCAUGUGCAUCCUCCACAUGGCCUCGUCAGAAAAAAUAAUGUGUCUU
This is a messenger RNA of Triticum aestivum (bread wheat), 1394 nucleotides long. Its product is annotated as pectinesterase. The transcript is spliced from 2 exons. Gene Ontology annotation, biological process: cell wall modification. Lineage: Eukaryota; Viridiplantae; Streptophyta; Magnoliopsida; Poales; Poaceae. The coding region runs from base 32 to 1138 and encodes 368 amino acids. The record is from RefSeq and is a predicted model, not a curated record. Gene Ontology annotation, molecular function: pectinesterase activity.